Cylas formicarius (sweet potato weevil) is the source of this 4113-nucleotide messenger RNA. RefSeq lists its product as uncharacterized. The transcript has 11 exons. The record is from RefSeq and is a predicted model, not a curated record. Lineage: Eukaryota; Metazoa; Arthropoda; Insecta; Coleoptera; Brentidae. The coding region runs from base 266 to 3445 and encodes 1059 amino acids.
GUACUCAGUCAACAAGUGGACUUCGGUACGUUUGCUACUUCUCCUUUUCAAUAGGCAAACGCGUGCGUUCGCGGUCUCUAUCUAUUAUCGUCUUCGUUGCGGUACAAGAUUGAACGUAAUCAAGAUAAAAAUUUCUGGCUACAGUCUAAAGCUUUACUUAAUCUUGUAAGCCAGCAGCGAAUCCCCUACGACCUAGGAAUCGAUUUGGCAGCAAAGUGGGUCGUGAAAGUAUGCGGUUUUACUGAUUGUCAGAACGCCUAGGAAAAUGAAACCUUUGGAAAUAUUUUUCGCCGUAGCUGUCCUGCUCCGCGGUGACUUGGCGACAGGCGCUGACGGCCCCGUGUUCGUAAAUCCCGCGUUGCAGGUUGUGGCAACGCCGGUGAUCAAGAAUGACAACCUUGUCACGCAGACUGUAUACGGUUUCUUGGAUUUCACCACUACCAUCGGCAACACCGUGAUGAUUUUCUCGCCGCAGAGCGCGGCCCCGGCCACAGAACAAACUAAGGACGUAUCGUCGAACUCAAUCAUCGACACCAAACCCGCGGCGGUUCAAGCGCGAGACGAAGUGAACAUUAAACCGAGUAAACCUCAAGUCGUCGUUGCCGUCGCAAAAACGACAGCUGAAAAGAUCUCGUCUGUGGUGCAUGUCGAGUCCUCCUUCAAACCUCCCGAUAAGAAAUUGGAAAUUAAACCGUCGGUCGCGACAAAAAUUAACAUCGUCGAAGCGAAACCCGAACCCAAAAUAAUAACCAAAGUGGAAGUGGUAACGGAAGCGGCACCAAAAAUAACUCAAAACGUCAUCACCAAAGUCGAAGUGGUCAGCGAACCGUCGAAAACUUUGCCGCUCACGACCAAGAAGGAAACUUCUAGCGUGGUUCAAGUAAAAUCUGACGACGAACCGGCUUUAAUCGUCGGCAACAACAUCGGCGAACCCGAAUACGAUUUCCUUUCUCGUCAACCAUCCGAAUUCGUCGAGGAAACUUACAAACUGAUCAACCUGAAACCUUCGAGUUCGAAAUUCCAUUUGAAACCGCGCGCGUCCGCCAUCGAACCUCCGAAAAACAAACCCUCGCACCCCCAGCAACCCACAGGAUUAGUCUCGAAAAUCGAAGGGAUGGUCGUAAAAGACGGCGUGAUGACCUCUUACGAGACGAGCGUCAUCGGGACUUAUAUAUCGGGGAAAUACGCUCAAGUGUUGCAGAGCACUUCGCAUGUUUACAGUCAGCCCAAGGGAAAAAUUAAUCCCAGCCCCAGCGUAAGGAUUUUGAAAACUGCCGCCCCGACGUUAAACAAGGCCUCGAAACAGCACAGGCAACAUCUGGAACCUACACCAGCUGCGGCUGCGUAUUACGAUGAAAGCUCGGCCGUAGAUUCUUUCGGCGCUCACAACGCCAUCAAAGGCACGAGGAAACCCGCGAAGAGAUUUAAGAACAGGCAAAAGGAGGCGGACGUACCCGAACAGAGAAUCGACAGGGAACCGUCACAGGCUACGUUCAAAAAGAGCCACAAGGGUAGCAGGACUCCGAAUAGGAGCAGCAAACAAAACACGCCUUCCUCACAAAGAACUCAAAAGCAUGGUCGUGGUGGUCGCAAGUCUGGCGCAAAAUCCGUCGCUACUACAACAACCCAAUAUGCGUACAGCGAUGAGCCGACUCCGGCCCCGUCAUCUGCCAGAAGAUUUACCAGUAGAAAGAAACAAACCAAGGUCGCAACCGUUCAUCCCGAGACUACCACCAGCAAUAACAACGGCGGCUUCAGCAGAAGAGGAUACAAGCCCAAGGUGCAAGCUUCGCCGAUCGAUCACGGUGCUGCCUCUACAAGCUUGUACAAGUUUAAGUUGAACAGAUCGCCGGGCAGAUGGCAGUACAAGACCACCCCCAAGCCUCGAGUAACAAUUAUUCGAAAGCAAAACGAGGAGGAGACGGGCAACAAUAACGAAGCUGUGGAGACGACCGUUUCGUCUGCAUCGCCCGAAGCCCAACCGCUGGUUCCGGUUCAAAUGAGCAACGACGUCGCGCCGCAGGCCAGAUCAGACGAGGAUAGCUUGGAGGGAUCAGAAUCCGUCGCCACAAUUAUAGACGACGAGAGUGCGACUGAAAAUAAAGUGGAUAGCCCGACGUUGCCCCUGGAAACUAUUAAAGUUGAAAUUUCUACGCCGCCGGAUUUUAAGGACGUAUAUUACGAAAUUGCCACAAUCAAGUCACCCUAUACUUUCCAGGUGGGAAACGUGAAGAACACGCGAUUCAUAACGGUGACGUCGACGUUCGAGAAGACCUAUUCGGAAAGCGUGGAGCCGACGUCAACGGGCGUUGCGAUGGAGCCCCUCACAGAGAACAUUCUCGCGACAACGAGCAAUUACGCGAAAGAUAACAACUUUUUAGACUCGAGCAUCGCGACGUUGCCGCCCAUUUAUCUUGCGUCGGACACGGAGACGCCGCCUCUCGAAACGCUCACCGAAACGUUCAGCACGACGCAGACGAUGUACAAGACCCAUAUUUUACCGGUGAUACGUAGCGUUAACGAUACCAAAAGUUCCACUUUGGUGCAAACUUAUCUUAUAACGAGACUGGUGACUGCCACCAAAACUUUGCCACCGAUGGAAGCCUAUCAGUUCAUUCCGAGCAAGACGCUAAAAGAGUUCAACAGUCGAUUGGAUGAGGCCGGCUCUGAGCUGCACUUAGAGCUCGAGUUUGGCGAUAACAACGAGCAGGAUGAGGACGGGCAUCCCAAGAGAAUAUUGCCUGCCGAUCUGGACUUGUCACAGAUAGGGUCAGACUUUAACUUCCCUGAUGUAGACAAGUCGAAGAUUGAGCAACAGUUGAAAGCAAGCAAAAAGAGUCAAAGCCAGUUGCAGGUAAACGAGCCUCAACCGCAGCCCAACCUGAACCCGGAGCAAUUGCAGCAGCUGGCCCUUUUAAGACUACUAAACCCGGCGGCCGCCGCCCAGGGCCAAGUAAUAACCACAUCAAAGCCGGUUAUCAAAGUGGAAACGUUGUACGAAACGCACGUGUUGCCCGUUACACAGGGACAAAACACGGUCCUGAGCACGAUAUCCAAAGUCAAAGGCACUUUUACUAAAACCGACUACGAGUUCGGCACGAGCACGAUCGCUCCCGCAUUGCCACCACUGCCCCAGUUUCCCCCGCCCAUCAAUCCUAUCAAUCCCAUUAAUCCACUGUUUCCGGCAGCGCCCCAACCACAACUGCAGCCGCAGUUCACGGUGACGUCAUCACCGGUCGUCCACAGCACGAUGGUGACGCAAACGAACAGCAAGGUGCUGAAACUGACGUUCGGCGCGAGGACAGCCCAAACGACCGUGUUCUCGACGACGGUCGUGCCGACGCUAUUGACCACCUACAUGACGACAUCGGUACCGGUGGCACCGACGGCCGCUUUUCCGGGAUAUUUCCCGGCCCCGUAUCCCGGAUAUCCUUUCGUGGGAUGAACGCAGGUGUCUAGUUUAAUCGAUAUUUAUUGACGCGUGUGAAAGUGAUCGCGAUGGACAUUUUACGAUGACGGCGGACGCUCUUGUAAUAUAUAAACCUCCAUUUACUCACUCAUAUUUGUGUAUAUAAUUCAUCUCUUCUCUGACGACGGUGCCGCUCACAGACUUCUAGAAAUCCGUGUGAAGGAUUACGAUAAAUUUACAAGCUUCCAGGAUAACAAUGCCGCAAACAACUGUCAAAUUUCAGUCCAGUGGCGUACCAUUAUCAGCCUCGCCCGGUUAUAAAAAACUAGUAAUAGUGAAAAGUGUAACAUUAACGUUAAACGUUUAACUGAACAAAAUAACGUAGAGGUUUCUGUGCAUAUAUUUUUAGACGUCUGUGGCACUAUCCAAUACUACGAGCCCAGUUGUAAGGGCCCCCUUUGUUUACAAUACAUAUAGCAUAUUGCAUAAAGAGUCAGUAACUAUUAUUCGUCCGGCGGAGUUACUGACUCCGUGUAUUUCCUCGACUUCAUUCUAUUAUUUGCGUGCAUUAUGUUGAACAUCUAAGGGCCCUCUGAAUUCAUGUGUACAUAGACUUAGUAUUUAUAUUAAAUGACGCACCAUUAGAUGCGUUUUCUAUUUCCUGUAAUAAAAUUUGUGCACUUACUUUGAAUAAAUUUGUAAUU